AUCGCGAUCCAGCAUUUUUACUUCGAUCUCGUGGCGUACAAAUUUAUUUCUUCAAUCAUUUUUUUAACAUACGUGCACGUUUUAGUAAAAUCUAAAUAAGCAAGCUUCGACCUAUAUCGCAGACGAACUGUAGACGCGUAUACGAUAAAGUGAAGCAUCAGAGGAAAUAUCGAUUGAUAUAUUGAUAACAACGCUGACCCCGACUGACCGGUCCAGGCGUGAUAGCAGGCGCGGAACGAGAGUCAUUGAUCGCGUGUUUUACUUUCGAUUUCGUAAUUCUCUUCUACUCUGAGUAAACUGCGCGUAUUAUUCGACUGCUUGCGUCAGAUUUGUCACACGCAUAUGUUGUUUCGUAAAACGCAGUGAUUUUCGAAAACCACCACAACUAAAGUCAAAGUAGGUUUUUAUGAGUUAGAACAGUGUAUUUUUAUUUUUAUUUUUAUUUUUUUUCAAAAAUCGCCCCAGCCUUUGGGCUGAAAAAACAAGUAGGUAAAUGGAUGUUGAGACACAAGAGGCUUGAAGAGUUUCGACACUUAUAAUAUUUUUUAUUAUAUUGAAAUCGUAUAUAUAAUGAAGGGUUGAAGAUUCGAAAACAAAACACAUCGCGGAUCGAGAGCUUUUGCAUAAGUUUCAUUUUGCGUACAAACCGAACCGAAGUUCACGAAUUGAGAACUAGACAAAAAUCUGUUCAAAAAGUGACCGGCGCUCUCGCGAAAUAAAAGGCACAUGCGCGCAAACAUCUGCGGCUCGUGUGCCCAGUUACACACGGGAUUACUUCAGAGUAAACUUGCACGAUUCGUUUGAUUGAUAAACUUUGCGCGAUCCUUCAGAAAUCAUUGCGGAACCGGUACGUCGAUCUCUUACAGAGGAAGAAGAUCGCGUCUUGUUUUGUGCGAGCGAUUGUGCAACAGAACUACACGUGAUCCACGCGCACGGAUCCCCCGCAGAUUGCGAUGGUUAUAUACGAGAGAAUGGGCAGAUAUCUGACGCUUUUAAACCGGCGCGGUUUUCAAUUGGCGGAAGAGCUGCUCGGCGCUCAGCGCCAACGUAACUUUGCCGAUCGCACGAGCGUCUUGCAAUCAUUCGACGACCGGUUUCAUCGAAGAAACGUGCGACGAUUUUCGACACUGCCUGACGUGCGGGAAGACAACAUGGAGCUACUUAACAAGAACAUUUGGGAAACCGAUCCCGAGCUGUUUGACUUGAUGCAAAAAGAGAAGAAACGGCAAAAGUGCGGAUUGGAGCUGAUCGCCAGUGAGAAUUUCACAUCUGUCAGUGUGCUGCAAUGUUUGAGUUCAAGUUUGCACAAUAAAUACAGUGAGGGAUUACCUGGCCAGAGGUAUUACGGUGGGAACGAAUAUAUUGAUGAAAUAGAAAGAUUGGCGCAGAAACGCGCCUUGGAAGCUUUCAAUCUUGAUCCUGAGAAAUGGGGCUGCAACGUGCAGCCUUACUCGGGCAGUCCGGCGAAUUUUGCGGUUUACACAGGUCUGUGCGAACCUCACGGACGUAUAAUGGGUCUGGACUUACCCGACGGCGGUCAUCUCACUCACGGUUUCUUCACGGCAACCAAGAAGAUAUCCGCCACAUCCAUCUUCUUCGAGUCGAUGCCCUACAAAGUCGAUCCCAACACUGGUUUGAUCAAUUACGACGACCUCGCCAAAAACGCAAAAUUGUUCAAACCGAAGAUCAUCAUCGCCGGAGUGUCUUGCUACUCCAGAUGUCUGGAUUACAAGCGUUUCCGCGAGAUCGCCGAUGAGAACAACGCUUACCUCUUCAGCGACAUGGCUCACAUAUCCGGAUUAGUCGCUGCCGGAGUGAUACCGAGUCCCUUCGAGUACAGCGACGUUGUCUCGACGACUACGCAUAAAACUUUGAGAGGCCCGCGCGCUGGUGUCAUCUUCUUUCGAAAAGGCAUCCGUAGUGUGAAAAAUGGCAAGGAAGUCAUGUAUGACAUAGAGGACAGAAUCAAUCAUGCGGUUUUUCCGGGUCUUCAAGGAGGGCCUCACAAUCACGCCAUCGCUGGUAUAGCAACCGCCAUGAAACAAGUCAAAACAAAAGAAUUUGUCGAGUAUCAGAAACAAAUAGUGAAAAACGCCAAGAGGUUAUGCGCGAGUCUGGAAAAGUGCGGUUACAAAGUCUGCACCGACGGUACGGAUGUCCACAUAGUGUUGGUAGACUUGCGCAAGGCUGGUAUUAGCGGCGCGAAAGCAGAAAAGAUUCUCGAAGCGGUUAAUAUUGCCUGCAACAAGAAUUGCGUUCCCGGAGACAAAAGUGCAUUGAAUCCCAGCGGUAUUAGAUUAGGAACUCCUGCGCUCACUACUCGUGGCCUGGUCGAAGAGGACAUAGAUACAGUCGUAGAUUUUAUAUCCAGAGGAUUGUCGAUUGGCAAGGAAAUUACUGUUUUGUCGGGACCGAAGUUAGUUGACUUCGAGAGAGUGUUGAAAACUGAUAAAAAUAUUAUAAGCAAAAUUACAGCUCUGAGGAAGGAAGUAGAAGACUUCGCCAGCCAAUUCUCACUUCCUGGUAUAGAAUCCUAUUGAUAUUGCAACUCGGAAUAAAUUUGCAAUUUAAUUGCGCUAUGUAAAACUUUUCCAAAGCGUUUAAACAUAUUUUUCUACGUUUAGAUAAUAUUGUAUAUAUACAAAUAUUCCAUUUCACUGUAAUGUAAAAUAUUGCGUUAUUGGAAGUUUAUACAGACACAUUUGUGUUAUAAAAUAGAGCGCAAAUAGAAAUUGUAUUGUAAGAUAUAAUGCAAAUAUUUUUGUACGUCAUUUUAA
This is a messenger RNA of Pseudomyrmex gracilis, 2777 nucleotides long. Its product is annotated as serine hydroxymethyltransferase, cytosolic-like. Gene Ontology annotation, molecular function: protein homodimerization activity; zinc ion binding; mRNA regulatory element binding translation repressor activity. NCBI's taxonomy places the organism in Eukaryota, Metazoa, Arthropoda, Insecta, Hymenoptera, Formicidae. Gene Ontology annotation, cellular component: nucleus; cytoplasm; cytosol. The transcript is spliced from 6 exons. Gene Ontology annotation, biological process: purine nucleobase biosynthetic process; L-serine catabolic process; tetrahydrofolate interconversion. The coding region runs from base 954 to 2540 and encodes 528 amino acids. The record is from RefSeq and is a predicted model, not a curated record.